AUGGAAAAACAACAACAAUUACCCUCUCCAUUCGGAUCAACCACCAACACCUCCACGACGACUGCCUCCUCUCAGCAGCAGCCUCAUGCAGUCACUGCUGCCAUCAGUCGGAGGCAAUCAAUGAGAAGACAGACCAUUCAUCUCAGCAGUGGAAGUGCUUCGGGAUUGUUUGCAGCGUUGAAAGAGAGUGCCAAUUCCAUCACGCCAUCGUAUUCGCAAUUACAACGAAAUGUCAUUAAAGAAUGGUUGGAAUCGGAGACGUUGAGUGAUAAAAAGAAGGAUUUGUGGGAAUUAUUGAAGGAUGGUGUGGUUUUGGUGAGAUUAAUUUGUUUAGUCAAGAAUUUACGAGCUGGUGAUUACAUGGCACAAAUCUCGCUCGCUCCACAAGGAGAUGCUACUCUCAUUCACAACAAUAUUGCCUUCUUUUUGGAGGAAUGUAAAUCCUUAUCGAAUGAAAUUCCAACCAAAUGGACACCUGCCACACUUGUAAAUAAUUUGGACAUUCAUGCCAUUUGUCACACCCUUGAAAAAUUAUCUAAAUUUUGCGAAAAGUCUCAAAAUAGUGGACUUGAUACCUUUUUAAAGAUUCCUGCUGUAGAGACAAAAGAGAGACGAGUGAAGAGAACAUCCUCCGUUAUUGAAGAGUUGAAACAAGUGAGCGUUAGUUUUGUAUUGAAUCGAAUUUUGUUCGAGUUAGAGAGCUCGGAUCCACAAUAUUUAGCCACAUUAGCCACACUGUUAAAAUUGAAAGACGAACAUUGGUGUCAAGAAUUUGUUCAGAAAGGAGGCGUAAAAGUCAUAUCGAAAAUCAUUGAAAAGUUGAAUCAUAUUUACAAGACUCAAAAAGAAAAAGUUGUGCAGGGAAAUUAUAUUUAUUGCUUACUCAUUUUAUUAGAGAAGGAACUCUAUGCUCCAUUUCUCGAGUAUCCAUCUCCUAUCACAAUUUUGGCAAAUAUUUUGACAAAGAAGGAAUCAUUGGUGACGAGGAAAUAUAUUUUGGACAUUUUCACCUUGUUGUGUAAUCAUAGUGAAGAAGGAUUUUGGAUUGUAUUCGAUGCAUUCGUGAUCGAAUGUACAAGACAAGCUCAGUUAAAUAACCCUUCGUGCAUUCGAGAUUCAAACUCUUCAAGUGACAAUGGAGGAAGUACAAUUCGUGACAAUGGUAACAUCACCUCUUCCAUGAACCCAUUUUCAUCCUUAGUGACAUCCUUUGCUUCACAACGAGAUGGUCAAUAUCGAGCAAAGGUCUUGACUCUCUUUACCUCACUCAUGACUUGUCCCAUUGAUUCAUUUGUGAGAAUUAGAAUGAGAUCUUUGUUUUCAGAGUUGGAUCUCGAUGGUGUGAUCACAUCCAUUGAAAAUAGUGACUCGAUCAAAACUCCACUAGAAAAUAUUUUGAAAGAGAAAAUUAAGGAACAUCGUGAAGUCAUGAAAAAAGAAGAAAAACAAACACAAUCGGCGAGUGCAUUGACGAUUUAUUCAGAUCCAGUGCUCAUGUUAAAAUUACUCUAUUUAGAUAUGGGAAUGAAACAAAAUGGAGGUAUUGGCUAUUUAAUAGAGGCUAUGAAAAGAAAAGGUCAUGUCACGAGUAGUAGUAGCAGACAUAGUCCUUCUACGUCUGCAUCUCCAACCUCUGUGACAUCACCUCGAUCUGUUCUCUCAUCACCCUCUUCUUCUGGAUCCGAAGAAUCUGAACUGAAAAUGUUGAGAAAUUUGGCUCGAGUGCAAAAACAACGCAUUGACAGGUUGAAGGAACAAGUCAGAGCAGCUGAAACCAUGACACAACAAAAGUUUGUACUGACACCACAAGAUGCCAACAAUAUUUCAGACCAAAUUAUUUUACAAGACAUUAAGUUUCAACUGACGCAGUCCUUGAAGGUGUUGAAAGAACGUGAGAAGGAGCUUUCUUCGAAUAUUGUCAUGCAACAGUGA
Naegleria fowleri is the source of this 1932-nucleotide messenger RNA. RefSeq lists its product as uncharacterized. The record is from RefSeq and is a predicted model, not a curated record. The transcript is spliced from 2 exons. Gene Ontology annotation, molecular function: protein binding. Bases 1 to 1932 code for a protein of 643 amino acids. Lineage: Eukaryota; Heterolobosea; Eutetramitea; Acrasida; Naegleriidae.